Hyla sarda is the source of this 2457-nucleotide messenger RNA. It is a transcript of the gene LSG1, whose product is annotated as large 60S subunit nuclear export GTPase 1. NCBI's taxonomy places the organism in Eukaryota, Metazoa, Chordata, Amphibia, Anura, Hylidae. Gene Ontology annotation, molecular function: GTP binding; GTPase activity. Gene Ontology annotation, cellular component: cytosol. The record is from RefSeq and is a predicted model, not a curated record. Bases 64 to 1974 code for a protein of 636 amino acids. Gene Ontology annotation, biological process: ribosomal subunit export from nucleus. The transcript has 14 exons.
UCUGUUUCCUGCGUGACUAGAUUUUCGUUCCGUAGUUUCCUGUGUAGCGUGCAUGUGGAAGUAAUGGGGAAGAAGAAGGCAACAAGUGGUCUGGGCAGAGCUCUGAUAAAGGACCGAGCACAGAGUCAGCGGGGGCUGCGGGGGAGAGACUCCUGGCUCCACACUAGUGAACUAAAUGAUGGGUAUGACUGGGGCAGGCUGAAUCUCCAAUCGGUGACAGAACAGAGCUCUCUCGAUGACUUUCUUGCAACCGCAGAGUUAGCAGGGACAGAGUUCGUUGCAGAGAAACUCAAUAUAAAGUUUGUUCCAGCUGAAGCCAGGACAGGAUUGCUAACAUCAGAGGAAUCUAGUAGAAUAAAUAAACUCCAUGAAGAAAACAAGCAGUUCUUAUGUAUCCCAAGAAGACCACACUGGGAUAAAAGUACCAGCGCUGAAGCCCUGAAACAGUCAGAGAGAGAGAACUUUUUGGAGUGGAGGCGCCAGUUAGCGAAGCUUGAAGAAGAAAAGAAACUGAUUCUUACACCAUUUGAACGUAAUUUAGAUUUUUGGCGUCAACUCUGGAGAGUCAUAGAAAGGAGUGAUGUAGUGGUGCAGAUUGUAGAUGCCAGAAAUCCACUCUUAUUCAGAUGUCAGGAUUUGGAGCGAUACGUCAAAGAAGUUAAUCCACAAAAAGAAAAUAUAAUCCUGAUAAACAAGGCUGACUUGUUAGCUGAAAGCCAACGACAGGCAUGGGCAGCCUACUUUGAGAAAGAGGGUGUUAAAGUUGUGUUCUGGUCCGCUCUAGCAGAGGCACAAAGACUUUCUGAAGAUGCCGGGCAAAGUGGCGAUGGACAGGCUGAUGUACAGAAUGAUAGUAUCACUACAGAUGAAGAGGACAGUGAGAAUGAUGAGGAUCUAAGUGAAACAGAAGCUGCUCCUACCGGAGACCUUGAAACUAGUGACACAAGUGAUGAGUAUGAAGAUUGCGAAGAUGAUGAAGGAUGGCAGACAUGCUCAGAAGAUGCAGAGGAUGAGGAAGAAAGAGUUAUACCAGAGCAUGAGUCCGAAAGAACUGAACAGAAAGUUGUCAGUAAUGAAAGUCACUUAGUACAAAGUGAUGAACUCCUGGAAGUUUUCAAAUCAAUACAUACAGGGAAGAGGGUUAAAGCGGAACAAAUCACCAUAGGGCUGGUUGGUUAUCCCAAUGUCGGUAAAAGUUCAACCAUCAACACUAUUCUGGGACACAAGAAGGUUUCUGUUUCAGCAACUCCAGGCCACACAAAGCACUUUCAGACGCUGUAUGUAGAGGCUGGCCUUUGCCUCUGUGACUGUCCUGGACUUGUGAUGCCUUCAUUUGUAUCCACAAAAGCAGAGAUGAUAUGCAGCGGCAUCCUACCAAUUGAUCAGAUGAGAGACCAUGUCCCACCAAUCUCUCUUAUCGCACAACGGAUUCCACGAGAUGUGAUGGAAGCCAUUUAUAGUGUAAAUAUCAUUAGGCCUCGGGAAGAUGAGGACCAGGAUCGUUCCCCCACAUCAGAAGAACUGUUAACUGCAUAUGGAUAUAUGAGAGGUUUUAUGACUGCACAUGGGCAGCCUGACCAGCCAAGGUCUGCACGGUAUAUAUUGAAGGACUAUGUCAAUGGUAAACUACUGUACUGUCAUCCCCCUCCUGGUAUAGAUCCUGCAGAAUUCCAGCCUUGUCAUUCUAUGUAUAGCGAAAAGAUGCUUUUAGAUGGCAAGGCAGAUGCAAAAGGGCAUGGCGGCAAGAAAGUCAGACAUAUUGAGAAUGUGGUGGACAAAACCUUUUUUCAUCAGGAAAAUGUCCGAGCUCUGACCAAAGGUGUGCAGUCUGUGGUGGGAUACAAGCCUGGCAGCGGCCCAAUGCCAUUAACUACUACUAGCACAGAGACACUUUCAGGAAAGCCCUGGAAAAAGCAUGGGAACAAAAAUAAAAAAGAGAAAGUACGAAGGCUUUACAAGCACUUGGAUGCAUAAAUGUGAAACUAAGGACUGCUGAAAACAGCGCUGCACAUUUUUAUCAUAUAAAAACAUUUCAAUUUUUAAUAUUCCAAAUUCCUUUGCCUAUUGGCAGAUGUGCAAUCUGGUUGUAUCUGUAACUGCUGUGCACAAUAAACGCAGCCACCAUUCCAGGGGCUUCAUUAUGUGCUGCUGUCAUAUUCACUAUUGUGCCCACUAAAUGGUUUUCUGAAGCGCCCAUAAAAAGAUUUGUGAAACCUCUCAGCUGCUUAGCAAAAAGAAGAGAAUCAUAUUUCCCUGUGCAGACCUGACCUGAAAGAAGCCGAAGCUGCUUGUAUAAAAACUAAAAGUGACAGUGUUCAUUUACUACCCUCCUAAGGGAAAACUGGAAUCUGGUUACUAACUGCUCUACCCUGACAAUUUAUAUGUCACUCUGUCCCUCAUGAGCUGGAAAAUAAAACUUCGUUUUAAAUUGAAGAAUGUUCACACACAGUAUUUUGG